AAGAAAACCAUUUUCUUCCUCCUCCAAACAUCCAAGAGACUCGUACUUGUCAAAGAAACUCUUACAGUCGCACAAGUCGGAAUGGGUGCCUGCGACCGGCAGCCUGUCAACAGACUUCCCAAUGAGGAUAAAGUGGCUUUCGCGUGCCGGAGCUGCGCGCGUUUCUCUCCAGCUUCGCUCUCCCAUCGCUCACCCUUGCGUGGAUUCUCACCACCGCAUGAUUCUAGCUAGAAGUAGCUGCUGAAAACUCGGACAAUUUUCUCGAUUUGCACCUCCUUCCAUCUGACCUGUCAUAGACUAUCGGAUCACCCGUGGAAACCCGGGUUUGCUCGCCAGCACCACGAUGCAUCACUCGCAACUAGCCCCGCUGCCGAAUGACUUACCCUUCCGAAUAGUCUCCAAGACGAUCGGCCAGGGUGCCUAUGCCUGCAUCAAAAAAGCCGUCCCGUCCCACACAGAUAGUCCGGUCUUCGCAGUCAAGUUCAUUCACAAGGAAUAUGCCGCUCGCCAUGGCAAAGUCAGCGCGCGACAAUUGCAGAUGGAGGCGACGGUACACAAGCACAUUGGCGACCAUAAUAACAUAAUUUCUUUCUUCCAGACCGGCGAGGACGAUGUGUGGCGCUGGGUUGCAAUGGAGCUGGCCGAGGGUGGCGAUCUUUUCGACAAGAUCGAGGCCGACGAGGGCGUGGGCGAGGACAUCGCGCACGUCUACUUCUCCCAGCUCAUAAGCGCGGUAGGCUACAUGCACUCCAAGGGGGUGGGACACAGAGAUAUCAAGCCGGAGAACAUGCUGCUGGCCGCGGAUGGCAAUCUCAAAAUCGCCGACUUCGGCUUGGCCACGCUGUUCGAGUACAAAGGCGUGACCAAACUCUCCACCACCUUCUGCGGUAGCCCGCCGUAUAUUGCACCAGAGGUGAUUUCGUGCAGCAGCAGGAGUCAAAUCAAAGGGAGGGGUUACCGACCCGACCUGGUGGAUAUUUGGUCGUGCGGCAUCGUCUUGUUCGUCCUCUUGGCUGGCAACACCCCGUGGGACAGCCCGACGGAAACGAGCUACGAGUAUCAAGAAUACCUUGCCACUAAUGGGCGUACGACCGACGAGCUGUGGCAGCAGUUGCCGCCCGCUACGCUUUCACUCCUGCGCGGCAUGUUGAACGUGGAUCCAGCCAACCGAUUCUCUCUCGAGGACGUCCGCAGACACCCCUGGUACACCCGGCCGAACAAAUACCUAUCGCGCAACGGCGCGCUCAGAGACACCAUCAACAUGGCCACGACGAUGUUCGAGUCUCUGCAUAUCGAUUUUACACAAGACCCCUUCGCGCGACCGCACGGCAGCGGCGGGAGCCAGGGCUUUGAAGGGACCACCGACCUGAUGGACAUGGGAGAUGAAUUCGACGACGACGCCGAUCAGAGGAUCUCAUCCACGCAGCCGGAAAUGCCGCGCGGGGGUAUGCUAGUGGAUUGGGACACGCCGCAGGUGGCGGACGCAUUCUCUUCCACCCAGCCCAUGGGCAGACCGUCGUUGUUGUUCGGGAAGAACGACACCCAGCCCCUCGACCACCUGGAAGACGAACCGUCCAUGUCGCAAUUCUCCCCGCACCCCUCCGUGCCCUUAAGUCGCACCCAGAAGGCCAUCCGCUUCCACGACAUCGUCCCCGCCCGUGCUAUGACGCGGUUCUUCUCAACGUGGGAGCUCAAAAUCCUAGUGCCCCUGAUCUGCGAGGCGCUGCAUCGUCUGGGUGUCCCCGUGCCCGCCGUGCCCGCCGUAUCCGCCGGGGAUACCUCGGCCACGCUGCGGAUCAUCACCCGCGACGGGCGCAUGUGUACGCUGCAGGGUAAGGUCCUGAUCGACUGCGUGUCGGAGGGUCUCUUCGAAAUCGAAUUCAUGAAAGUCAAGGGCGACCCGCUGGAAUGGCGGCGCUUCUUCAAAAAGGUCGCGGUGCUCUGCAAGGACGCCGUGUACAAGCCUGAUAGCUGAACGACCUAACCCUUAGCAGGGGUUUGCUUCCACAUUAUAGCUUUUUCUUGUUUGUGUUUUUGUCGAGUUGCGUUAGGCUUACGGCCUUAUGGUUUAAUGUACGAAUUAAUGCAAUAAUGAUGGGAUUGGAGUUGUGGAAUUUGGAGGGAUUUGGCAACCAAAAAACAUAAUGGAAAACAAGCUAGCAUCACACGCUUACACCUUUUUCUUUCUUUCCCCUUUGUGUUUGCUAGUGAUAUCUCGAUUGUUAGAUAU
Messenger RNA from Aspergillus brunneoviolaceus CBS 621.78, 2230 nucleotides. Its product is annotated as putative serine/threonine protein kinase. The transcript has 2 exons. The coding region runs from base 344 to 1975 and encodes 543 amino acids. Gene Ontology annotation, cellular component: cytoplasm. Gene Ontology annotation, molecular function: protein serine/threonine kinase activity; ATP binding. The record is from RefSeq and is a predicted model, not a curated record. Gene Ontology annotation, biological process: intracellular signal transduction; protein phosphorylation. NCBI's taxonomy places the organism in Eukaryota, Fungi, Ascomycota, Eurotiomycetes, Eurotiales, Aspergillaceae.